Messenger RNA from Alnus glutinosa, 825 nucleotides. Its product is annotated as CEN-like protein 2. Gene Ontology annotation, cellular component: cytoplasm; nucleus. The coding region runs from base 87 to 614 and encodes 175 amino acids. Lineage: Eukaryota; Viridiplantae; Streptophyta; Magnoliopsida; Fagales; Betulaceae. The transcript has 4 exons. Gene Ontology annotation, biological process: vegetative to reproductive phase transition of meristem; negative regulation of flower development. The record is from RefSeq and is a predicted model, not a curated record.
UUACCAUAUCAAAGCCCCACAAUAAACUUUUCAAAGAAAAGCUCUCUAGUUUAUUGCAUCUCACCACUCUCUCCUCCUUCUCUUUCAUGGCAAAGAUGUCGUCAGAUCCUCUUGUCAUCGGAAGAGUGAUCGGAGAUAUUGUUGAAUCUUUUUCUCCAACAGUGAAAAUGACUGUCACUUACAACUGCAACAAGCAAGUAUAUAAUGGGCAUGAGCUUUUUCCUUCAGCAGUAGCCAUGAAACCUAAGGUUGAGGUCCAUGGAGGUGAUAUGAGAUCAUUUUUCACACUGAUCAUGACAGACCCAGAUGUUCCUGGUCCUAGUGAUCCAUACUUGCGGGAGCACUUACACUGGAUAGUGACAGACAUCCCGGGCACAACAAAUGCUACAUUUGGAAAGGAGGUGGUGAACUAUGAAAUGCCAAGGCCAAACAUAGGGAUUCACAGGUUUGUGUUCCUCCUAUUCAAGCAGAAACGCAGACAGACAGGCAUCACUAUCCCUCCUCCAAGGGAUCUUUUUAACACCCGAAAAUUUGCAGAAGAAAAUGAACUUGGCCUUCCCGUGGCUGCUGUAUUCUUCAAUGCCCAAAGGGAAACAGCCGCAAGACGACGUUGAAAACUAGUAAAAUAAUGUUAGCUAAUGAUGUUUGUUAGUUAAUUAUGUGUUUGUUUGAAUAAGACCAAGAGGUGUUCGUUCAAAGACUGUAUUGAAACCUCUGGCUAGAAAAACCUAGUAGAAACAGCAGGUCUUUACGGACCCUCUCAUUGCUUUUGUAGUAUUAUUUUAUGGUUGGUAAAUUAUAGCCGAUCGAAUAGGCUUUAUUGCA